CUUUAGAUAAUAUAUUUAAUGAAAUUAGACUUAAUACAAUAAAAGAUGGAGAAGUGCUGAUAAGAAGGUGUGAGAAGAUGGUAGCCACCUCUUCCACUAAAAAUGUAUGGUCACAUGAGGUGGAUGGUGAUGAUGAUGGGAAAAGCUUGAUGGGUUCUAGUGGUGGGAUAAGCGUUAUGGAGAAAGCGGCGGAGAGCGUUGGCGGCGGAGAUCGGAAGCAACCGCCGCCGCCGCCGAAGCAGGCUCUGAAGUGCCCGCGCUGUGACUCGUCCAACACCAAGUUUUGCUACUACAACAACUACAGCCUGUCCCAGCCGAGACACUUCUGCAAGGCGUGCAAGAGGUACUGGACAAGAGGGGGCACUCUGAGGAAUGUUCCCGUGGGCGGAGGGUGCAGGAAGAACAAGAGGGUCAGGCGUCACCCGCCGCCGCCGGUGCUGUCAUCGUCGGUUGCCGCCAACGAUCAGCCAGCGGCGGCGGGGACGGUGCCUCUCUCCCUCCACCACCAGCACCAACCCCAGGUUGCUGAUCACCUGGUCAACCCUUUUCUCUAUCGCUACCCGGGGAACGAACCGGGUUUCGAUUCCGGGUUCGAGCACCAUCAGCAUAAUCAAAUGGGAUUAGGGUUUUCGUUUUCCGGGCUUCUCGGGAGCGUUGAGAAUAACCCGGGGUUUGUGAAUCAUCCGUCGCCGUACCUUGCGUUUGGAUCGCCGUCUUCUUGUUCGUCUUCGGCGUCGAGCUUGGCUUCUUUGAUAGCUUCAAGGCUCCAUUAUCAAGGUGUGUCUUCUAACAAUGGUGGUGGGUUUCAUGGAGGACCCUAUAUAGAGAAUUUUGGGAGUGGGGAAAACCUGAAAGAAGAAGUGAAGAGGGAAGUGGAGAACAACAAUGGUGGUGUUUCCAACAAUACCCAUUUUCAAAUGGGAAACUUUAACACUUCUGAUAAAAACGACGACGACAACGACAACAACAACAACGGCAACAACAACAAUCCUUCUUCACUUUCUUGGACUUGCGCGUUUUCAGAUCCCAUCAGCACUCCCUGUGUUUGCUGAUGGAAGCUAACAUCUCAUAAUUGGUGAUUUCCGCUGCACCCCACGAACUUACCAGAGGGACACGCUAGGAAUUUGGAUGUUCCCAAGUACCCAAACCGGGAUGUUUUGGGAGCAAUACAAAACUUCAACAAGCUUAUAAGGUAGUUUUUUCAUACACACACAGACACAAAAUGGAGUAGAUGAAGGGAGGAGAUUGGAUCUGAGCGAUCAUGUCGGCUGCAAGACUCGAUCGAUUGACGAUGGAUAUCGGAUAUUUAUUCAAUUCACGAGACUGUUAUUUUUUGCUAACAGAGAGAGAUUGAAUAGUCGUAAGGGCGUUACGUUCUUGAGUCGCGUUGCGCCGAGAGGAACCUCAGAUCCUUUUGUUCAUCUACGUACCCGGAAACAUCGCCAGAGCAUCAAGAAUGUGUGCAGGCAUGUUCAAAUAUAUAUAUGUAUGUUCAUCAUUGAUUUCGCUUGUUAUAUGUAUAUAUGUCGUAUAACAUUAUUUCCAUCUACUCUAGGUUCUAUAUAUCUGCAUUAACUUUGGUUCCCAUUUUCAUUCACGGUUUUUGUUUUAGUUUAGGGGGGAAGGGGUUUGGUAUAUGGUAUAGCAGAGAAGGGAUUA
Molecule: messenger RNA, 1659 nt
Organism: Cuscuta campestris
Lineage: Eukaryota; Viridiplantae; Streptophyta; Magnoliopsida; Solanales; Convolvulaceae
Source: the annotation of a GenBank genome assembly